This is a messenger RNA of Aspergillus puulaauensis, 774 nucleotides long. Its product is annotated as isocitrate lyase/PEP mutase family protein. Lineage: Eukaryota; Fungi; Ascomycota; Eurotiomycetes; Eurotiales; Aspergillaceae. The transcript has a single exon. Gene Ontology annotation, molecular function: catalytic activity. The coding region runs from base 1 to 774 and encodes 257 amino acids. The record is from RefSeq and is a predicted model, not a curated record.
AUGGCUUCCAACUUGAACCUCACUGCAAAGACCUUCAAGAGUCUGCACAAGCCACAUCACCCAGUCAUUCUCGCAAACGUGUACGACGGCAUCUCAGCCAAAACAAUUGCAUCUCUGCCCUCUUCAAAGGCCAUCGCAACCGCAAGCUACGCAAUCGCCGAAGCCGCCGGCACCAGCGAUGAGGCACUAACCCUCGAAGAAAACAUCAGAGCUACCAAGAUAAUCGCAUCCGUCAUCAAGGACUCCGGAAAACCAUUGACCGUCGAUAUCCAAGAUGGAUACGGCGAGCAGCUGGAAGACUCCAUCAAACAGGUAAUCGAAGCUGGCGCUGUCGGCGUUAACCUCGAGGACUUCGACAAGGAGAGAAAACAGUUCUACAGCGCUUCCGAUGCAGUCGAUAGAAUCAAGCGGGUUCUAGCCACUGCGACCGCCCUGGGUGUUCCUGAUUUCGUGGUCAAUGCUAGGGCUGACGCCCUUGUAUACGGCGGUGCGUUUGACGAGGUUGUCUCGCGCGGUCAUGCAUUCCUUGAUGCUGGUGCGACAACUGUGUUUGUUAUGGGACCCAUGGAUAGGCCGGUUCCUGGGUCGCUGACAAAAGAAGAGAUCGCGAAGCUGGUGGAGGCAUUUGAGGGUCGAGUGAAUGUGACACCUGGGUUGUUGCCCACCAAGGAAGUUGCUGCUCUUGGUGUUUCGAGAAUUAGUGUCGGGCCGGGACUUCAGUUUGCUGCUGUGGGUGCGAUUAAGCAGGCGGCUGAGCAGACUCUUGAUGCUUGA